GGACGAUUGGAAGUAAGGUAGUCGCGACGAAGAACGUGAGGUGAAGAGCAGUUACCUCUAAAGGGUGACAAGACUCUUUUUUCUCCCAAAAACAACAAAAUUCAAAAGGCCUGGCCUGAAAAACAUCUCAAAUUUUCCAUAAUCAUAACUGGAAAAUGUUUAGGAUUACAGGCUGACCUCGAUAAGAACAUACACACCAAGAAUAAAACAUAGCUUCAUUCGCGAACGGCGAUUUGCUACUUUCCGCCCACUAUUUUCCUCACCCAGAAUACGUUGGUUCAUGCACACAAUAGGCAAAUCAGAUCGCGUAUUUUAUCUUCUCAGAUGUGUCGCUACGAAUGCCUUGGUUCCAUAAUUCUCUUGAUUCAAGAUAUCGGCGAUAAGAUCCGGUCUAAGAAGCCUCCACAUGUCUUACCAGGGUUGGGUUCCCAUUGUCGAAUGAGUCCCUGGUGGUCUUAGCGAUCCUCCAGCUCUAUUCCUAACACGAUCAUAGUUCAUCAACUCAGCAAUGCUCCACGAGAUCUUGCUGUCCCUCUCGGGACACCCGUCCCCUCUACUCAGGAACGACCAUACCGAUUCCAGAGCUCAGUCCAUCCUCUCACCAUCAGAGAGAGAAUUACUCAAGACAGCCGGGAAUCUAAGUGAUCUUCACUGCAAACUCAUAAGUUAUACUGCACAUAUCAGUGCGACACAUCCUUCUGUCAUAUGUCGCGCGGUAUCAACCUCUAUCAAUUCCCUUCACCUCAGCGCAUUUCAGAGGAAGGUGUUAGAAGUAGAAGACAAUGUUCUUCGAAAAGACCCUUCUAUUGUAUGCGCUUAUAAUAUUGUGCCCCUAACUGCGGUUAUUGGCCAAUUCUCGGGCUGGACUCGACGGAUGGAAUGGUUGUGGGAUUUGGUUCAGUUUAUUCUCAAAGAGAAGGGAAGCUCACCUUGCCAGGCAGCACAGCUCGUUAACAGAUUACGUGAUGGGCUUCAGACUGGCUACGCCGACAUUGAGGAGACGGCGCAGAGUCUCGUCAAAGUUUCUGAAGCUGCCUGGUUGAAGCAGGUUUCGGCCUGGGUUCUCUACGGCCGAAUACCUGCAAUGGGGGGUAAAGACUUCUUCAUUCGAAAGGACGAGGAUGACGAACAGGGGUAUUCUAUUAACCAUAAGUUGCUACCAUCCUUUGUAACCCCAUCUACGGCCACGUCAAUUUUAUUUAUCGGAACCUCGUUGAAUCGUGUAAAAACGGGGAGUAGCAUAAACUCGAGUAACGACGGGCUUAAUCAAUUCUCCUCCCAACUUCAGACCCUCGGAGGUCUAACCUCUCCUCUCAAUAGUGCAGCCUUAUCGAGGGCUAUUACUACAAUCCGGCUAACAUUAUCUCGAACAACGUUGCAGAAGCUCUUGCCAUUAAGUAAAGUCCUCGAGAUACUUAAUGUGUUCCGGGAUUUCUUCUUACUUGGUCGUGGCGAAUUCGCCAUGGUUCUCACACAGCAAGCUGAUGAGAUAAUUAGCAACCGCUGGCGGCGUGCCGACAACCUUGCCUACGAGAAAAGGCACGGACUCGGCAAUGUGAUGGUUAAGGAAGGCGAAGUAUCCGCUGUUCUCACCAAGACAUGGACGACAUUGGGCUCGAUGCAAAACCAGCACGCGGACGAAGACGAAGGGCUUGAAGUUGCGAGGGACUUGUUACGGCUGAACUUAUCGAAGACCAAAGCAUCGACGCCUGUUAAGUGCAGCGUUGGUACCGGCAAUCAGUCGUCUAGCAAUAUUACCAGUACCCCAUUUCGAAAUCUCCUUUUCUCCGUUCCUGUAAUUCUCACAUUACAAAUUCCACCACCGCUGGAUUUAUUCUUGACCGCAUCCGACGUGCAGACUUAUACCGCGAUUAAUUCUUACCUCCUUUCCAUUCGCCGCUCUCACCUUCAUCUCACAGAUCUAUGGAAAAUAUCGCCUCUCCGUCGUCACCACCCAUCAGCCCCUCGACCUCCAUACAGCACUACAAAAGGUGGUAUCGCAAGAACACGACUCCUCCGUGAGCGUUGGUCUUCUCGCUCGUCGGCGAUGCGAAGUGCAUGGAGUACGAGCAGUGCCGUGAUAUUUUUCCUAGCUGAAACUGAAGCUUACCUUCAAGUUGAUAUUGUGAAAGGUCUCUGGGACGACUUUCAUGACUGGCUUACGGAUAAAGGAGAACACAGAAAACAACAUAGUCGGUCACAAUCCUCAUAUGAGGACCAACCGGGUAGUGUCGGAGAUUCCUCUGACGCAGAUGCGACACCACAAACUCAAAAACAACAAAACCCCAAACACGACCCCCAAACCCUCUCUACAGCUCACCGCCUAUACUUGCGCGCCCUUACUCGCCGCCUCCUCCUCGCGCAGUCUACUUGGACAGACGCAUUAUACGAUCUUCUCGUACACGCAGACCGUCUAUCAACCCUAAUCCGCCGCCUCCAAAGCGUCUGGGCCGCAUCCGACCUAGAAGCCGACGAAGGCGUAGUAGACGCCUUCGCGGACCUAGCUACCGAAGAAGCAGAUGUGCGCCGCGAUGUGCGGGCCGCAGGGGAGGAUGUUAAGAACGCGGUGGCGAAAACAUUAGCUGCGCUACGGGGCUUGAGUUUGGAUUCCGCGUUUACGGCGGGAGUUGGGGAUAAAGGAGGUGAUGGGGAUAUUGAAGACGAAGAUGACGCGGAGGAGAUGAGUGGUGAUGAUGAGGAUGGCACAAAAUACACCCCUCGGAGGACUGGCGGAAUCGAUAGGUUGUUGAUGAAGCUUGAUUUCGGCGGGUGGUUUGAUGCUGGGAGGGGAGUGGCGUUUCAGGGUGUCGGGGAUGAGGAUGAUGGGUUUUGAUUAGAGGUGGGUGGAUGGAUGAGGCGAAGUUGUAGAUU
Molecule: messenger RNA, 2871 nt
Organism: Hypoxylon trugodes
Lineage: Eukaryota; Fungi; Ascomycota; Sordariomycetes; Xylariales; Hypoxylaceae
Product: Spc97/Spc98 family protein
Exons: 2
Coding region: 509-2833 (774 amino acids)
Biological process (GO): mitotic cell cycle; spindle assembly; cytoplasmic microtubule organization
Cellular component (GO): gamma-tubulin complex; equatorial microtubule organizing center; spindle pole
Molecular function (GO): gamma-tubulin binding; microtubule minus-end binding
Source: RefSeq, a predicted model, not a curated record